GCUGGGCGGAGCGGAGCGGGGAGCCGAGCGGUCCGCCGGCGGCCGUCAGACUGAGGCGGCAUUUCGACGGAGCGGGGCUGUGACCGACCUGUCCGCAGUACAGAAACCGUGCGCUCGGCCACCAUUGACCCUAUACCGAUCAUGGCAGCCGGCGAUGAGUGAUUUACAGCUGAGUGUCUCCGACGCGGCGAUGGGUCACGUACAGCCUGCGUCAGCGGGCUGUCCUCUGGAGCAGGCGGCGCGGGCGCACCAGGAGACCGACGAGCUGCGGAAGCGACCGCUGGACACUGCCGAGCCGCCGCCGCCCGGCAAACGGCUGCGGCCGGCACCCGUGUGGCGACAGGAGACGCCGCCGCCCUCGCCGCACGAGUCCUCCUCCGAGGCCAGCGAGGACGAGUCUGAGGACGAGGAGGACGAGGACGAGGAGCGCGGCUACCAGGGCAGCAUCCUCGCCUCGUGCCUGCUCUCCGAGAAGCGGACCGCCUUCAGCGCCAGCCCGGAGUCGGCGGAGUCGGGCUACUCACCGGCCUGCGAGCUCGGGCGAGCCACCUACUCUGGGUGGUACUCGGAGGGUGGCGCCGGCCAGCGGCCACAAAACCAGACUGUCGAGUGUGACGGUAAGAGUUACAUCCAGUUGGGCGCGGUGCCGGCGCGGCGGGAGCGCUCCCAGUUGUACCGGUACCAGAGGUUCACGGCGCUCCACACCACCAUGCUCAAACUGAGCAGACACCGGCGCAUGGUCGACCCUCCGCUGCGCAAAUCGGUUCUCCUCUUCAACACGAUGCGGCACAUCGAGCGGGAGCUGGAGCAGGAGGGCCUCACUCUGGCAGCAGCCUUCAACCCGCACCACUUCGACAGCGGUCCUCUGACACUGGACCCGCCUCCCCCACCGCAGACGCCGCCACCUCCGGCGGCCGUCAGCCUACCACCGGCACCGGCCGUCUCUGCCUCCCCCUGCGGAGACAGCGGCUUCGGCGAGGACGAGAUCAACUGGAGCUCAGUGCUGAGCCUGGGCAGCCAGCCGGAGCUGGAGCUGGUACCGCUGGACGCCCACACCGGCUGGCAGCUGACGCCCCUCUCGGCCGACGACGUGCUGCGCACCUUCCCGGCAGACCGGCGCGACGAGCCCGACGCGGCGACGGCGGCGGCGGCGCUCUCUUCGCUGCUGGCGCUAUAGCCGAGCCGCGCCCGGACGGGGUGAGCUCUGACGGACGGCGCCGAUACUGUAUUACGGGUAACUGGAUCACACUUACGUCCUCAAAAGAGCUGAGAAAUUCACUUAAAUCCUCGUAAACGAUGUGUCCUACGCUGUUUUUAUUUGAGUAAAGGGAGGAAACCUCCAACUCUCCUCAUCCAAGUAAUUUUCAGGUCACUCAUUCGUUCUUCUAUGAACUCGGUUUUAAUCUCCCUGACCACUUAUUGACCCGCACUCAUAGCUGCUGACCAGUUCCGAUUUAGUUCAACACGAUACCCGCAAUAUUGUGGAAGUGCCGCUGUUGGGCUCGCCCCGGUCCUUGUUGGUGGAUCGCUGUGAUACUUCGAGUACCUGCCAUAGUCGCUAGGUGGUAGCACCGGCGGCUGGGCCGCGCCAGCUGUAUUUUUUGUAUAGUGAUUUUCCGCUGAGAGGCUCAAAGGUGUCGUUACGUCCGAAUGCCAGGGCAGCAGCGGGCUGUGAGGGUCGACCGGGUCAUGUCGGGUCAACUGAGGUCACCGGGUGCCGUUCGGGUCAGUUGAGGUCAGCUGGUGGCUGUUGGCGCCAUCUGUCCGACUCGAGUACAAAGAUGCGCCGCGUAGAGGAGCAAUAAGCGACGCUCAACGGUCCUGCCCACCAGAGCACAUAAGACGGCUCGCGCGGCCGCCUGGUGCGCUGUGCCAUCCGCUGCUGCCGCGCCGACUCGCUGCGGUUGGAAGUACCGCCCUCUGGUCCGCGUGCUGUCCCAAUGAGCUUCACCGGGUGUCGGGCGGCUGCCGCGCGGGUGUGUCCUUCAAUGACAGGUAGCUGUGGAGUGCUGCGGCCCACCGUCGCUGUGUGAAUGGUUCCGGCGACGACCGAGAUUAGGGCCGCGUUCGGCGGCCCGCGAGUCCACCAGACGUGUCAUACCCGCCGGUAGCGGCCGGUUUUAUGGUACCAACACUGCCGCCGUCUGACCGACCGAACUGCGCUGUCGGGACACAGGUCUGCUCUGUUGGACAGCGAAUGUACUGAGUAUGGCGACUGAGAGAUUUAUUUUAAAUAUCUGUUCGUGCUUGUUUGUGCGUGAGGCUGUAGCCCCUGAUCGCGAGUCGCCUCGCACUGAGGGCCAGCCAGAUGGGGUAUGUGCUACGGGACGUCGGUUAGUACGACUGGGCUCAACUGCCUGACAUCGCCCGCUCACUGUAUGAACUGAGUCGCGGUGUAUGUGCUGCGAGACACUGACAAAUUGUGCCGAGCGAUGGGCGCUGCUCAGGCAUGUAUUGCUCUGGAGCGCAUGACGAUUUUGAACAUGUUUUGAUUUAUUUAUUGCAGCUAGUGACGUAGGUUAGCCAUUAGGAGCGCGUGGGCUGCGGGCCGCACAACUACGGCGCCGAUAUUGUCGCAGUAUACCGGCCGGAUUUGUCACAAUAUCAAGCAUCCAUAAUCAAAGCCCAUGACUGCGACGCAUCUGAGUAGCAGGGGACGACAUUAGAGCAGCUGCUGGGUGCGGAGCGGCCCGGCCCGCCUCAGUCUCAGUCCAGCCUCUGGCACAGAGGACGGGUCAGCUCCGCGGCCCGAGCGCCACCGACGGAGCUCAGCCGGUGCCGCCAGCGUUUGUAACGCCUGUUUUGUACUUAGCGUGUGUACAUACGUGUCACCCACGGCCAAUAAACGUGAGGUCAUACCGCGA
This is a messenger RNA of Amphibalanus amphitrite, 2864 nucleotides long. RefSeq lists its product as uncharacterized. The transcript is spliced from 2 exons. Gene Ontology annotation, cellular component: nucleus. The coding region runs from base 155 to 1177 and encodes 340 amino acids. The record is from RefSeq and is a predicted model, not a curated record. Gene Ontology annotation, molecular function: transcription regulator activity. NCBI's taxonomy places the organism in Eukaryota, Metazoa, Arthropoda, Thecostraca, Balanomorpha, Balanidae.